AUGAUGUGCCAUUGCCAACUGCGUUCGGACAUCGUGAUUGCGCUGAUGGAUGGCAAGCGUCCUGGAGAUGAUCCUACGCAUGAUGCAAAAGACGACCUUGAAUCGUGCAGUGUCAGAUCCAUACAACCUCAAGGAUCCUCGUUUGAAGAAGAUGAGGUUGAUUCGCACAACGAUGAGGAGGAUGCCGUUGCCAUGCUGGAUUGGAUUGCUGGCGUCGGUGUGGGGCAUGGACAUCAGGACGGUGGUGGAGAAGUCGAGCGUGUGCUGGCUGAGCUGGGGGGCAACAUUGAGAGUGCUCCCUUUCUUGGACAACCGGCAACCCAGGAUUCCAGCGGCCUCUCGCUCGACAGCUUCCUUUCUGGUCAAGUGGAGGCUCCUCCUCACGAAGGAGAUCAGACUAAAGUUCGCAAAGGUGAUGCAACAGAUUGCGAGGCGAAGCCUCAUAUGCCUGGUUCAGCCAUACACACGAGUGGCGAGUGUGCGGAGGCCUCGGAGGAUUUUGGUCCUGUUGCCGCCCAGCUCCUUAUUGAACCUCUGGGUGUUUCCCAGUGGGAUUGUGAUCUGCAAGAUGUCGGCGAGGGACGAUCAGAAGACGGCGAGAAGACAGAACCUCAAGCUCGUGGUAAAGCUGGAACAGAUGGAUAUGUGGAUAUCGCGCCAAGGCCCCCCAAUGCAGACACCGAGCCUCUAGUAGCCCCGCCUGUCCCGCCUCUAAAGAGCAUGAGAAACCAGAGUAGAAAGGGAAAGAAAUAUAACAAAGAAGAUGGGCUUGAUAUUCCACGCAGUAUUCUUCCCAAGCAUAUCACCCGUGGAAACAGAAAGCUAGCCGAUGCGAUGAGGAAACCGAGGAGACGGAGAAGUUCAGGGGCCUCCACGGUGAGCCGAGACAGUUACAGCAAGAACGAAGGCCGUGACAACUACAACUGCAACCUUUGUGGCGCGAGAUUCAUCGGAGAAAAGGAUCAGGACGAGCACUUUUGUCUUUUUGUCAGGAUCCCAAGGAAGCUGCUGCUGAAAGAAGAGCUGAAAGGGAGCAUACCCAAGGAUUACGAACUGAUCCUGGACCUAUACAACGACAGGGAUAAAUACAAGAAUGGGGAAAAAGGUUACCCUGGAGAGCACGAAAAGAAUAACAAGCAGGCACUCGCAGAUAGGGAGCCCAUCAACAAGUUCAUCAAAGACGUCUCUUUGCUUAAGUUGGAUGUAGAAGAGAUGUUGCGUCGAGCCAAGAAGGAGGGGGUCGAACCAAUCCAGCGAACGUUCGAGAGAACAGAUUCUGAUGUGCCGAGCAACGACCCGACUGGCAGAUUUGAAGACGUAAAGAUGGGGGAAACCUAUGUACAGCGCUCCUCGGAUGCGGACGAGCCUGACGACGUCAAGUUAGGCCCUGUAUCUUCAUCAGAGGUCAACCAGGAGGUCGGACCAUCACAGGUGGGCUUUGGAGAGCCGUUGGAAGCUCCUCCUCCUUUUGCAUCACUGCCUAUUGAUGCAGCGGGAGAUCGAGCAGCUAAUGACAACACCGACACGGAGGAAGAUGACGACACGACGAUGCGUCGUCCCAUGAAGAGACGGCGUAGACGACGUUGA
Messenger RNA from Seminavis robusta, 1587 nucleotides. The record is from the annotation of a GenBank genome assembly. Lineage: Eukaryota; Bacillariophyta; Bacillariophyceae; Naviculales; Naviculaceae.